UCUAGACAUAAAAUUAAAUAAUUAAAUUGCAUUUGUUUAUAAUUAAUUAAUAAUUAAUUAAUGAGAUUCUUGGAUCAUUAUAUCCAAUAAUGAAAAACAAACUCUGUUUAUGGGACACGAUAACAAAAUGCAUUUUAAAUAAUUUUCUGCAAUGGUAUUUUUAAUUUAAAUACAUAUCAAGUUUGAAAUUUAACAGACACGCUAAAAUGUGAAAAAUUAUCUCACUUAUCUUAAUAAAUUCCAGUCUGUCAAACAUUUAUCGACACAGUUCGACUCAUGCAGUCGAUGUUAUUGCCCUGUACAAAAAUGGUUGUCGAAAUGUUGAAGAUCAUUAAGUGCCUUAUUGUUCUGAUUUUUAUAACUCAAAAUGUCAAGAGUGCAGAAUCUGAAUUAGAUGCUUUAGCUUUGAGAAAUCUUAAAGAAUAUCUUCAAAUUCGAUCAGUUCAGCCGAACGUGAAUUAUGGUCCCUGUGUAAAUUUUCUAAAGAAACAAGCUGAAUCCUUAAAUCUGCCCGUCAAGGUUGUGGAAUUGCAUCCUAAGAAACCAAUUGUAAUCAUAACAUGGGAAGGAACAGAACCAGAAAAACCCUCCAUUUUGUUGAAUGGUCACAUGGAUGUCGUACCAGUAUUUCCUGAGGAAUGGACAUAUCCACCGUUUGGGGCGGAAAUAGACGAGAGGGGAAACAUUUAUGCCCGUGGAUCGCAGGAUAUGAAAGGUCAUAGCAUCCAACAAAUUGAAGCGAUUCGUCGACUAAUAUCAAGUGGAAUCCGUCUGAAAAGAACAAUUCAUCUUUCAUUUGUACCAGACGAAGAGAUUGGUGGUUUGACGGGAAUGAAGACUUUUGUUAUCUCAUCAGAAUUCAAAGCAUUGAACGUUGGCUUUGCAAUGGAUGAAGGUGAUUUUUCUACUGAAAAUAAAUUCUUCGUGAGCUACGGUGAGAAAUCAUGGUUUCAAAUCUGGAUAAAUUGUCAAGGCGAUCCGGGUCAUGGUUCAUCGCUACUGAAUAAUACCGCGUCGGAAAAAUUGCGAUUCAUCAUUGAUCGUUUUAUGGACUACAGAGCUAGAGAAAAAGCGAAAUUAGAAGAUCCGAAUGUAAAACCAGGAAAUGUAACAUCAAUUAAUUUAACAAUGAUGAAAGGAGGUACUCAAAUAAAUGUAGUGGCUAAUGAGCUGUCGGUUGCUUUUGAUAUUCGACUUCCUCCUCAAGUAAAUCAUGAAGAAUUUGAGAAUAUGAUUAACGAUUGGUGCAAAGAAGCAGGAGAUGGAGUAUACUACACUAUUAUAAAUAAGGAUCCACCUAUUGAAAAUACCAAAAUUGACGACAGCAAUAUCUAUUGGGUGGCUUUCAAAAACAUUACUCACAACUUGGGCAUGGAAGUGGAACCUUUAAUAAUGACUGGCGUUACUGACGCUCGAUUCUUACGAUUUGUUGGAAUUCCUGCGUUUGGAUUCAUGGCAAUACACAGCACUCCCCACCUUGCGCAUGCGAGUAAUGAAUUUUUAAAUAAGGAUAUUUUCCUGGAAGGUAUAGGCAUUUUUAUGAAAAUCAUACCUGCCGUAGCAAAUGCAUAAAAAUAAAAAACGAUGAAAUGAAUAGGUAAGAUUUUUCCAAAGGAGAAACAACUAAAAAAUUUGGUGUACACCUACUUCAUACUUUAAAAUAAUUCACGAUAAUUCACGAUACUUCAGAUAAUUCGCAGGAUAAUUCAUAUACUUCAGGUUAAUUCAAGAUAAUUCAUAGUAAUUCGAUAUAAUUCAAAAUAAUUCAAGAUAAUUCAUACUUCAAGUUAAUUCGAGAUAAUUCAUAAUAAUUCACGUUACUUCAGAUAAUUCAUAUACUUCAAGUUAAUUCAAAAUAAUUCAAAUUCAAAGUAUAAUUCAAGGUAAUUCAUGAUAAUUUACAUUACUUCAGAUAAUUCAGGAUAAUUCAUGUAAUUGAAGAUAAUUCAACACAAGUUAUUUCCCUUUCGGAUUUUUUCGUAAUAUGUAGAAUCAAGCAAUGAAUUUUGUCUUCUAAUAAACAUUUCAUUGGAGAACUAUUUUAAUUGAAUAAAAUUACAUUUUAUUGUA
Messenger RNA from Leptopilina boulardi, 2070 nucleotides. RefSeq names its product aminoacylase-1-like. NCBI's taxonomy places the organism in Eukaryota, Metazoa, Arthropoda, Insecta, Hymenoptera, Figitidae. The coding region runs from base 277 to 1572 and encodes 431 amino acids. The transcript has 6 exons. Gene Ontology annotation, biological process: amino acid metabolic process. Gene Ontology annotation, molecular function: aminoacylase activity. Gene Ontology annotation, cellular component: cytoplasm. The record is from RefSeq and is a predicted model, not a curated record.